CUGAGCUGAGAAGGAAGCAAUGACCAUACAAAAAUAGAGAGAGAGAAUUGUACAGUAGAAAGUGUAGGGAGCAGUUUGACUUAGGUUAGAGAAUAUAACCUUAAUAUAAAGGCCUGAAGAAUGAUAACAUUGGAUUUAUGAAGAAUUAAACAAUAAUUUUCCCUUCAAAAUAUGGCUGGUCCAUCAAGUUUGUCUCUUAACGAUGCAGUUCUGAAGAAAACAUCAAAUAUUUCACCUUUGAAAGAAAAAGUUUCUGGUUAUGAUUGGAGCCAUGGUUUAGAUUAUAAUAAAAUACUUCAGAGUUAUUUACACACUGGAUUUCAAGCAACAAAUUUUGGACUAGCAGUCGAAGAAAUCAAUAAGAUGAUCAACUGUAGACAAUUACCAAUUCCUAAAGAAAAAUUUAUUGACAAUGAUGAUGAAUUUACUGCAGUUAAAAAUAAUUGUACAAUUUUUUUGGGUUACACUUCUAAUUUGGUUUCAAGUGGCCUGAGAGAAACUAUAAAAUUUUUGGUUGAGCAUAAAAUGGUAGAUUGCAUUGUAACUACUGCAGGAGGAAUUGAGGAGGAUUUAAUUAAAUGUCUUGCCCCCAGCUUCAUGGGAGACUUCAACAUGGAUGGUAAAACUCUUCGAGAGUGUGGGAUCAAUAGAAUAGGAAAUUUACUUGUUCCAAAUGAUAAUUACUGCAGUUUUGAAAAUUGGGUAAUGCCUAUACUAGAUGGCUUAUUGAAAGAACAAAAAGACGGAGUCUUAUGGACACCCAGUAAAAUAAUUGAAAGACUAGGAAAAGAGAUCAAUGAUGAAAGAAGUAUAUAUUAUUGGGCUUCAAAGAAUAAAAUUCCUGUAUUCUGUCCAGCCCUAACAGAUGGAAGUAUUGGAGAUAUGAUGUUUAUGCAUUCAUUUAGGAAUCCUGGUUUAGUAGUAGACAUUGUUUCAGAUUUACGAAGACUCAACUUGAUGGCAAUGAAAUCUUUAAAUACAGGAAUGAUCAUAGUAGGAGGGGGACUUAUGAAGCAUCAUAUAUGUAAUGCAAACUUGAUGAGGAAUGGCGCAGACUUUGCAGUUUAUCUUAACACUUCACCCGAAUUUGAUGGCAGCGAUUCUGGAGCAAAACCAGAUGAGGCAAAGUCAUGGGGAAAAAUAAAACCUAACGCUACUUCUGUAAAAAUAUAUGCUGACGCCACAUUGAUUUUUCCUUUGUUGGUAGCUCAAACAUUUGCAAAAUGUUUUAAGUGACUGAAUGAAUUCCAGAUGUAUAUACUAAAGUGGAAAAAGUUUCAAAUAAAACAAGUUUUAUAUA
Molecule: messenger RNA, 1300 nt
Organism: Leptinotarsa decemlineata (Colorado potato beetle)
Lineage: Eukaryota; Metazoa; Arthropoda; Insecta; Coleoptera; Chrysomelidae
Gene: Dhps
Product: Deoxyhypusine synthase
Biological process (GO): peptidyl-hypusine biosynthetic process
Cellular component (GO): cytoplasm
Molecular function (GO): deoxyhypusine synthase activity
Source: RefSeq, a predicted model, not a curated record